Molecule: messenger RNA, 912 nt
Organism: Scatophagus argus
Lineage: Eukaryota; Metazoa; Chordata; Actinopteri; Scatophagidae
Gene: fkbp11
Product: FKBP prolyl isomerase 11
Exons: 6
Coding region: 277-867 (196 amino acids)
Biological process (GO): protein peptidyl-prolyl isomerization
Molecular function (GO): peptidyl-prolyl cis-trans isomerase activity
Source: RefSeq, a predicted model, not a curated record
UCUGCACAGCACCGCUUCCGCUUCCCAGCUGCUGCAGCAGCUUGGUGGGAUGCUGGCGGAAUGUUUGAGGCGGGCUCUUCGUGGAGACCCAGGUGUUGGGACAACGUCCACGGGCCGCUAGUCCUUAUCGCUACAGUAUUAUAACACAUCAGCAUUAGUCGGUGCUGAGCCAUUUUGGACACAGUGGUCGACUGUGCAGCUCGUCACUCGCUCUGUCUGUCUCUCUCUCACUGUCUCUCUCUGCCGUGUAGAAGAAGCUUACACGGAAGUUAUUGGAUGGCAGCUCUCUUCCAGGACUUCACAAUGAAGACCAGCAUUUUUCUGCUCCUGCUCGCAGUCUUCACCUGUGGACUGGCGCGAGGAGAACAAAAUGCAGUCGACGAGCUGCAGGUGGAGACCCUGGUGAAACCAGAAACUUGCUCUGUACUUUCUGCAAUGGGAGACACGCUGCGAAUCCACUACACGGGCAAAUUGAUGGAUGGAAAGGUGAUUGACUCGUCACUAUCCAUGGAGCCUCUUGUUGUCGAGUUGGGCAAGAGGACAGUCAUUGCUGGUCUGGAACAAAGCUUGGUUGGCGUCUGUGAAGGGCAAAAAAUCAGAGCAACUAUUCCAUCUCACCUGGCAUAUGGGAAAAAAGGUUACCCCCCUACGAUUCCAGGUGAUGCUGCUCUUGAGUUCGAGGUGGAGGUGAUUUCUCUGAUGCAGCAGACGCCGUGGCAGAAGAUGGUCAACGAUGUGUUUCCCCUUGUGUGUUUGGCCCUGGUGCCCACGCUGCUCGGCUUGGUGGGACUUUAUCUCUACAAAAAGGCCAACGCAGAGAAGCCAAGCAAAAAGAAGGCAAAGGAUAAGAAGAGCAAGAAGAAAUAAGGACAAAAAGUGCAGAACUAUUUAAAUAAAAAUUUUGUAAUUUUA